Molecule: messenger RNA, 1832 nt
Organism: Ichthyophthirius multifiliis
Lineage: Eukaryota; Ciliophora; Oligohymenophorea; Hymenostomatida
Product: kap beta 3 protein, putative
Exons: 1
Biological process (GO): protein import into nucleus
Cellular component (GO): cytoplasm; nucleus
Molecular function (GO): nuclear import signal receptor activity
Source: RefSeq, a predicted model, not a curated record
UUUAAUUUGUCUUUCCACUAUUGCAUUUACUUUAUAAAAGCAUUUUACUACUUUCUAUAAUUCAUUCAUGCCUGGUUUAUAAAAUUUAUUAAGUACAGUCCCUAGGGAUACUAUUUAAUAAAUUAGUCUCAGAGUUCAUACUAUUGAAUGUAUAGGAUAUUUACUAACUUCAAUAAAAGAUAAUAAAGAGUUAUUCUAAAAAGAUUCUACUGUUAUUAUGAAUUCUCUAAUUGGAAUGUAAAAAUAGUUUUCUUAGGAAAAAGAUGAUCUUCAUCACCCUCCUAUUCUUAUUGUUUAUGGAUAAAUUGCAGAAGCAAUGUAAGGAGAUUUCUCACAUUAUCUUCCUUUAGUAUUUCCUUAUGUUUUCUAAGGUUUAACUCUAUCUAUUGAAGCUAAAAUAGAUGAACCUUUAUCAGCCUAAACUAAAAAUAAUACUACAAAUGGAAAAAUUCAAAAGGUUACCUUUGAUUUACAUAUGUUGGGAGGUUUGAAAACUUUAGAAUUAAAUACAGCAGCUUUGGAAUAAAAAAUAGAAGCUUUCCACUCUUUAUAUUAAAUAGCUAAUGCUACUAAAACUUCAUUUUAUCCUUAUGCCUAAUAGACUCUGGAUGUUUUACUCGAACAUAUGAGUUAUAGAAAUUCAAAAGCCAUAAAAGAAAACUCAAUAAAAACUUUAGUUACAAUUUUAUAAGCUUUACCUAUACAAGAAAGAACUGUAGCUUUAAAUAAAAUAGUUCCCAAAGUAAUCUAAUAAUUCUAAAAUGCAAUAAAAAUUCAAAAUGAUGAAGAAAUAGUACUUCUUUAAGCCAAUCUUGCUGAAUGUUUCAAAACUAUUUAAUCAUAAGAAACUUUAAAUACAGAAUUCGGAACAUAAAUUCUUUAAUGUCUUUCAGAAAGUUUAUCUUUAUGUAAACUCUUGAAAAAAGAUGUUAAAAAAGAAUACGCUAAUGAAGACAUGGAUGAGGCCACUUAAGAAGAAUUUGAGGAAAAAUACGAUGAAGCUAAUGAAAUAAUGCAAAACAUGAUAGAUAUAAUUGGAUAAAUAGUAAGAUUAUUCCCUACAUUGGAAAACGUCGUCGUAAAUAGCAUUCUUCCUGACUUUUUUGAAGUUUUCACUAAAGAGAAUUCUACUGAUAGUGAAUUAAAUACUUCUUUAUGUACUUUUGAUGAAUUUUUAUAAUAUUGUUCAGUACAAUUAUUUAGUAAAGCCUUCCCUGAUAUAUUAACUAAAUUUAUUGAUUUAGCUAAAAAUUACUAAGAUUCUAAUGUUAAAUAAAGUAGUGUUUUUGGAAUAGGAUUAUGCGCAAAAAGAGCUUCUGUUGAAUAAUUUACUCCUUUUUUGAAUUUAGCUUUGGAAACUUUAAAUGAAUUAUACACUAGUAGUUAAUCUACUGUUUUUGAAAAUGUUAUUGCCUGUAUUUUCAAAAUUGCUUUGUAUUAAAUUAAUGAUUAAGGCUUAAAAAACAACUUGUUUUUGAAAUCAUUUGAAAAAAUGCCUAUUAAAGAAGAUUUGGAAGAAGCUUGUAAUUUACAUGAACUUUUGUGUGUUCUUUAUAAAGAAUAAAAUUAAGCAUUUGUAGAUAUCAUGCCUUAAGUUAAAAAUACACUUUUAAAUAUCGGAAAUUGGUAAUAAUAAAAUAUCAAGACAUUUAUAUUAAAUGAGGAAUCUUAAAAGUAUAUUUAAACUUUGUGAAUGAUUUUUUUUUUAUUUCAAAUAUAAUAUAUUUUUUUAAAAAAAGAAAUUAAAUAAUUUUAUUUCAAAUAAAAAAUAUUAAUUUUUUAUUUAUUUUAUGUAUUUAAAUUUCUUUAAAUAUUUUUUAAUUUUUUUAUUU